CAACCUUACUAUUUUUAUGUUAUUAAAGAAAGUUUCGGCAAUGCUUCAGUGAAAAAUAAAAAAUGUUACAAGAAAAAGUGUUAUUUAUUGCAAACCCUAUUAUAUAAUUAUUAAUAAACAUUCCAUGGAAGCGUUAAAGUGUAAUAAUUGGUGAAAUAAUAUAGUUUAAAAUAAAGAAAUAAAUAAAAUCCAUGGCAAAUGGUUGAGAAAAUUUCAAUGCGGAAGUAGUUGUAGAAAGUGUGACAUAAAAAGUGAAAACUGCUGAAUUGACGACACAAACAUAAGUUUAGAACCUCUGCAUCAUAAAUAACAUAUUGUAAUAAAAUAAAUAUGAUUUCUUUAUACAAGCAUAGAAGUUUAAUUAAAUUAGUCCAACUAGAAAAAUCCAUAAAUUUACAUUCUGGACUUGAUCGUUGAAACAAAGAAGUGAAGAGGAUAGCGGGUGAAUAUGUGCGGAACAGAACGAGUUUGAAGAGAACAAAUAAACUUGUGUGAGAAUUAUGAGCAGAAUAGCGCGAGCAAAACAAAUGGCUAAAAAACGUGCCUUUGGAGCGUGUGGAGCAAAUAUUUAUGAGCGGCAAACGUAAAUGCAAUACCGGCGUGACGAGUGUAUAAUCCAAUAGCAGUCAUUGAAGAAUAGUACAUGUUGGCUGCAGACAUGGGAUACACAGCGAAUGGGGAGGGUGGUAAUAGCGGCAAAGGUCGUACUACUAACGGUCGUGGGAUGGGAGAUGACGACGAUGGGGGAGAUGAAGAAGAGAGUAACACGUUUUAUGAGGCAGUCAGUGAACCGGAUCUUUGCUUAGACACUCUUAAAAUAACGAAUGACGUCACAGCUGUAAACAAAACAAUGCAAAGUGCACGAGAUGUUGAGGAAGAUGCAGAGGAGAUCGAGGGUGCACAUUGUUUACCGCAGGCGACAGAUGUUAUUGACACUGAAUCUUCAACGCUCUUGGUAGCACAAGCUACGAAUGUGAUGCGCGAUGAUGUUCUCAUUGACAACAACUGCAUAUUGCAAGGAGAACAGGAGAGGAAAAAAAUCAAAGAAAAAGAUCACACUUUACUUGAAGAAAAUAUUUCAACACGUCCUAAUCGAAAUAAAAAUCUCAAAGACUUCAAUAAAAUAAACCAUACGAUUAUGCCUGAUGAUCAACAACAAAAACAACGUCAGCAGACUUUGCUCACAACCAAAUCAUGUGAAACGCCUGCAACUGCAACGCUAUCGCCAACAAAUUCACACAGCGAUAGCGGUAGUGUAAGUGGUGGCGCUAGACGCAAGUCGUGGACUCUUUCGCCGCAAAGUAACGAUUCUACACCACAAAGUGGCGCCAAGAAGAAAAUUAAAUCCACAACCCAAAAAUCACCAACUGCUGCACCUCUGUCGUCAGCAGCUGGUACAGAAAGUCUCAAUUUGUGGGUUGCACGCGAGUGCUAUGAAACGGUGCCAGCCGAGACGGUUUAUGAAGUCGAGGAUGAUAUACUUGCUGUGGAUGAUGAAGAGGCAGCAGUCGAAAGUUUACUUGGUGCUGCCGCCGCAUUUCAGCCGAAUUCCAUUAAUAAAUCAGUGCAACGCAGACAAAAACAUCUGCGUCAGCCACAACACAGACCGUUGGAACGUUCGUGGCCGCCUCGGGCAGUGGGAAAAGAUUUAAAUAUGCAAAGCGAUGUUUUCAAAUUUGAUAUACUCGAUAUAGAUGAGCGGAUUGAUAACUUGGGUGGUAUUGGGUGUGGCUCAACCGAAGGCUAUAGCAGCGCUACAAGUAGUACAAAUAAUUCUCCUUUAUUACUUCUCAACAAUGGACCUGCCACAUCCACCAGCCCUCAAUAUGAUUUGCCCGCAGGCACAAUGAAUCAAACGCCAGUAAAAUUUAAGCCAUUAAUUAAGAAAAAGAUUGGCCCAGAUAGUUACAUAAAUACGAUUACAACAAAAAAGGUGCCUGCUUCGGAAACCUAUGAAUUUCCAACAUUUCCUGUAAAAGAUAACUUAAGUUCAAACGCCACUAAUGCAACGACCAUAAACCAAUUUCCACAUAUACGUCAGCACAGACCACUAACACGCGCCAUGUCGAAUGGUAAGGGUGCUGUACCAUGUAAUGCAAUUAAUUACGAGGAUUUAGCAGUUGGUGGCGCACAUUCGCCGCGUCUGUUGCUCUCGCCAAAACGCCAACGCAGUCCACCCUCGGGUUGUUCGUCACGCAGUGCUUCGCCAUUGGACUUGAAUCUAAGCCCCGAAACGAGUUCGCCACCAACUCCACAGUCACAAUUUAAAUUUAGUGCCGGUUUGGGAAGUGGACCGUCAUCGCCUGCUACACAUAUACGCCCACAACAGCGUUUAUUGAAGCGAGUUGGUGGUGGUGUCGGCGCAAAUCUCGUAUGCCCACCCACACCCACACACCAUGCUCGUCGCCAUCAACGUUUACAAUCCAACACGUCCGCGUUGGCAGCGCCAGCUGAUAAUUCUUUAACCGGUGCAACAGGCAAUCAAAUGGAUUACAACUUGGCGUUAAUACCAAAGUCUCCACCGAUUGCAAUUGCUGCUGGCAUUAGUGGGGUGACCGAACAUCGUGCUUUAGAUGGUAGUUUAGUAGAAGCUGCCGACACAAACGGCACCACAAAUGAAGCUUGCAACACGCGUCUGCCAUCAAUACCGGAGCGUGGUGCUGCUGCAGGUUUUCUGCGUGGUAAUGCAGCAUUUGGUGAAGGAGAGACUGCCACCGAACCAUUACCGCCCGCAUGGGAGGCACGUAUGGACAGUCAUGGACGUAUUUUCUAUAUUGAUCAUACGACACGUACAACAUCGUGGCAGCGACCAGGUACGAAUGGCGGCGCAACACUAAAUGGUGCUGGUCGUGAGCACCAUCAUCGCCAACAGUUGGACAGACGCUAUCAGUCCAUACGACGCACAAUUACCAGCGAUAAUCGUCUCUCGCAUGCCACAGCUACUUUCAGUGCGAACGAUAGUUCUGCAUGCAACAACACUGCCAAUCAAUUCCCGAAUUCCAUACACAGUGGCUUACAAAAUGCGGGAAAUAGUAAUAAUUUAGCUAAUCCACAAAAUCACAGUCUUUCUGUGCACCCAGCUGUUGUGAUGCUCUGUCGCCCCGACUUCUAUUCUAUGUUGCACACAAAUGAGGAUGCAUUAUCGAUAUAUAAUCGCAAUCCUGCACUCAAACACAUGAUUAUACGUAUACGCCGCGAUCCGCAGUGCUUUCAACGUUAUCAAUAUAAUAAGGACCUCGUGGCGUUGGUAAAUACAUUUGCACAGCUUAAUCGCGAUCUGCCCUCAUGCUGGGAGACUAAACUCGAUCAAUCGGGUAAACAAUUUUUCAUCGAUCACAAUAAUCGUAAAACCUCAUUCAUGGAUCCACGCUUGCCCAUGGAAAGCGCACGUGUCGUACGUCAAAGGCAUCAGUUGCUUGCCCAUCAAUCGCCACAACUUUCAGCACAUUUUCCACAUGCUCAUCACACACACCAGCCGUCACAGCAUCAUCAUAAUUUCCAAUACGAUGCGCUCGAUGGAAAUUGUAUGUCGGGUGUACCGCCACUGCCACCGCCCAGACCGCCAAGCACUUUACGUAGCGGUCCAAAUGGCACGUUGCGUGGUGCCACUGGCGGCGCUAGCAAUUAUGAGCAAUACAACGACGUGCCUGUUGCAUACAAUGAAAAGGUGAUCGCCUUUUUGCGUCAACCAAAUAUUUUGGAAAUCUUGCGUGAAAGACAUGGUCAGCAUACCGUUUCACGUUCGUUACGUGAAAAGAUUAACAUCUUACGUGUAGAAGGUGUACCAGCCUUGGAGCGUUUAGGUCACGAUUUGCAGUUGACUAUUUUAUUAAGCCUGUUCGAACAGGAGAUUAUGAGCUAUGUUCCUAUUGAAGAACGCAGUCCACAGGGUUCGCCAGUGCUCAAUUCGCGCAUGCCACAGCGCGCACCGCCACCCUUCCGACGCGAUUUCGAGGCGAAGCUGCGUGGCUUCUAUCGCAAAUUGGAAUCGAAAGGCUACGGACAGGGUCCACACAAAUUAAAAUUGCAUAUACGUCGCACACAUUUGCUAGAAGAUGCCUUCCGGCGCAUAAUGUCGGCCAACAAGAAAGAUCUGCAGCGUGGACGUCUCGCUGUGCUUUGGGACACUGAAGAAGGCUUGGAUUAUGGCGGUCCAUCAAGAGAAUUCUUCUUUCUGCUCUCACGCGAGCUAUUCAACCCCUACUACGGGCUGUUUGAGUACUCCGCCAACGACACAUAUACCGUACAAGUCUCACCGUUGUCAGCAUUUGUGGACAAUUGCCACGAUUGGUUCCGGUUCGGCGGUCGUGUGUUGGGCUUGGCACUCGUACAUCAAUACCUAUUGGAUGCCUUCUUUACACGCCCAUUUUACAAGGCGUUGUUGCGUUUGCCCGUCGCGCUGAGUGAUCUGGAAUCGCUGGAUAAUGAGUUUCAUCAAUCGUUGCAAUGGAUACGCGACAAUGACAUCGGCACCGGCAUUGAUCUUGGUCUAACAUUUUGCGUCACCGAAGAGCUGUUGGGACAUGUGGUCGAGCGUGAAUUAAAGCCGGGCGGUAAGAAUAUAAUUGUGAAUGAGAAAAACAAAAAAGAAUAUUUGGAGCGUAUGAUUAAAUGGCGUUUGGAGCGUGGCGUACAAGAGCAGACGGAAUCACUGGUGCGUGGUUUUUACGAAGUGGUCGAUGCGCGGCUUGUUUCCGUAUUCGAUGCACGUGAAUUGGAAUUGGUUAUUGCGGGUACGGCGGAGAUCGAUAUCAACGAUUGGCGUCUAAACACCGAAUACCGUUCGGGUUAUCAUGACAACCAUCAGGUGAUCAUUUGGUUUUGGCAAGUUAUCGAGAAAUUCACAAACGAACAACGUUUACGAUUGCUACAAUUCGUGACCGGCACCUCUAGCAUACCGUAUGAGGGCUUCUCAGCGCUGCGCGGCUCAACUGGUCCGCGCCGGUUUUGUAUCGAAAAGUGGGGCAAACCGAAUGCUUUGCCACGUGCGCACACCUGCUUCAAUCGCUUAGAUUUACCGCCUUAUCCGACGCCCGAGUUGCUCUAUGAGAAAUUACUGUUAGCCGUGGAAGAAACCAAUACUUUCGGCAUAGAAUAGACGUGCGUAGCGAUUGUGCAUGCUUAGUCAAAGCGUUUAGUAGUUUACGCAUCAGUCGCAAGUUCAUCUUAAUGAAUUAAGUUAAUUUAUUAUUAUAGUAUCGUUAGUAUAAACGAAAGAAAAGUGAUAUUUUUUAUUACGAUUAUUUAUUUAUUUCCGUAUUUACGCAUUUACAUAUUUACACAAGUUACAUAUAUUUGUAAUAUUUAUUGUGAACGGGUUCACAUUUUUUGUAUGUAAAAUGCCGCAAACAAACCGCUUAAUUUAUUGGCAUUGUGUAUUUAAGAUAUUUAUUCUAUUGCGCAAAUGAGUGUUUAAUUGGCAAUCAUUUUAAUAUUUCAUUUAAAUUAGUGUGUGACUUUGUACAAUUUUUUUAUCGUUAAAGUGCUUUGUUUAUUUAUAAUUUUUAAUCAGCGGUCGAUAUAAAAAAAAAAACACUUGAAAUGAUAAAUAUCAGUCAAUGCGUCAUGUGAUUAAUAAUUGUGGCAUAGGUUAUACGUAAAUAAAUUUAAUUAUCGCGGAAUGCUUCCCCAAGUGCUAGAUAUUCUAUAAUGAAAUUAUGUAUAUUUUUUGGAAGGUCUAAAUUUUUUUUAAAUCUAUAUACGAGGAUAUACAGACAUAUUUCGGAAAUUUGGAAGUUCUCUGUUGGUUUAAAAAAAAUAUCUGCCAUUUGUUAAAAAUUUGAAAGAAAAAAAAUUGAUAAGAUAGGGAAGACUUAGUUAUAAACAUUUGUCACUUGUCAAUUUCGAUUUAAAAAAAUUUCUAGAAUAGUGAAAACUUAGUUCAGAAUUAAAAGAUAAUUUUGAAGUGAAUUGUCUUCUUUAAAAAUUUCAUAAAACUUACCUAGAAAAGUAGUUUUAACGGAAGAGUCACUCCUAAUUCUGAUUGGAAGUUAAAAUAUAAUUAUAUCGAAAAUUUCAAUUAAAUCAUUUUAAGGGGCCUGCUACACCUUCAAUAUGUAUCGUGAUAUUUGGAUCGCGAUCUAUAUUGAAUAUUGAUGGAUUACUUCGCGACUACUAGACUUUCAAUAUAUAUUAUGUCAAUAUUUAUACGAUCAUAAAAUUUCGGAAGAAAACCUAAGAAAAUCAGGUUUGGCUAUUGUGAUGUCAAUAGAGAAUGAAAAAAAUCAAAAAAAUAUGCGGGCUGUUAGAGCAGGCUUUCACAUGACUCUUCCUUCAAUAUUUCCACUUCUGAUCAUUUCUUUCAGAUCAGUUGUGUCGCAUAUACGAGUACUAAACAAGAAUUUAUAGCCUACAUUUCGGCGCAUUGAUAAAAAAGUGAGUUCAAAGAGGAGACUCAAAUGAGUUUAAAGAAGAGACAAAACUAUACAUAAAAACUAACAAAGACACUUAUGGUCACAGCUGAAUUUUAUUUAUUUAGUUGAAAUUAUUGCCAAUGCUGGCUUAAUCUGCUUAAAUCUGAAGCCUAUACCAACUAAUUUUAACAAAUGUGCUAAAAUUUACUAAAUGAAUUUAAGUGCAUAUAAGUAGCAUACAACAUUCCAAAUACUAGUUUUUACAAAUUGAA
Molecule: messenger RNA, 6625 nt
Organism: Zeugodacus cucurbitae (melon fly)
Lineage: Eukaryota; Metazoa; Arthropoda; Insecta; Diptera; Tephritidae
Gene: Hecw
Product: E3 ubiquitin-protein ligase HECW2
Exons: 8
Coding region: 644-5098 (1484 amino acids)
Biological process (GO): regulation of dendrite morphogenesis
Molecular function (GO): ubiquitin-protein transferase activity; protein binding
Source: RefSeq, a predicted model, not a curated record